This is a messenger RNA of Epinephelus moara (kelp grouper), 956 nucleotides long. RefSeq lists its product as uncharacterized. Bases 27 to 680 code for a protein of 217 amino acids. Lineage: Eukaryota; Metazoa; Chordata; Actinopteri; Perciformes; Serranidae. The transcript is spliced from 5 exons. The record is from RefSeq and is a predicted model, not a curated record.
CGAAGGGGUACGACAGAUUUCCCAGAAUGCCUUGCAAGACCGGCAAGAUGGCUGCUUCCACAACUAAAGAAGUGCACAAAUGGACUCCAGAAGAGACCCGACGCCUCAUAAAAUUCAGGGCUGAAAAUGAGCAGCGUUUUCUCAAAUCCAAAGCUGCUGCCAAACAACUUUGGGAGACGUUGAUCAAAGAGCUUGGGCUUGAGGGUAAAAUCACCUGCCAACAGGCAUCGAAAAAAUGGGAAAAUCUUAAAAAGAAAUAUAAGGAGCUGAGAACCCCCAAGACGGGUUCAGGAACUGAUGCCGGGGAAACCACAGCAUCUACCUGGCAGUUUUUCGAGGACAUGCAUGAGGUGCUGGGAGCCAGGCCAUCCAUGGACCCUCCCGUUGUGGUUGCCUCAUAUGAUGAUCCUGUCACACUGCUUAUGGAGAUCAUCGAACCCUCUCCUUCCACCUCAGCCACAGCUUCUUCUGAGGCAGCCACAUCUGAUGCCCCUACCACUGCUGCUGCUACUGUGGACAUGCCCCCAACCCCUUCACCCAAAAAAAAGAAGAGGAAGCUAAACCACAUCGUGGAUUUUCUGGCACAGGAGAGUGAGAAGGAGCAGAAGAGACACGAGGAAAGUGAGAAGAAAACAGAGCGUUUUUUAAGCCUGUUUGAGAAACUCAUUGACAAAAUUUGACAGUUUCUUUUGUGCAAUAUGGCCCCUUAUCACACUAGUUCCUGUGUGUAUGUUUGCACUGUUCGAUGUUUACAUCUGAAAAGUUGUUCUCAGGACCAAUUUAAGAAAUAAUUUGCUGUGCUGUCCUGUGUGUGUGUAUUCUAAUGUCUACCUCAAAGGCACAGCUGGCUGUUGUUUUUUGUUUUAAUAUAGUUUUUAAAUGUUUUUAAGACAAGUUCAUAAAUGCAUCUGAAUGUGAUGCCAUUUACCAAAUAAAGUGCAAUAUUGUUUUCUACU